ACAAAUUCCUAUAGGACCACUACAGUGGACGGGAGUAUUACGCAAUAACCCAGCAAGCAGCCCCUUGGCAAAGCACGUGACGCCCUCAGCGCGCAAACACUCCGCAAGUUCGUCGCUCUCCCGUCUCGCCGAUGAAGCCAGCGGUCAGCCGCGUUCACAUCAGCUCACUGGCCGUUGCACGAACCGUAAAGCGUGCAAGUUUGUUUGUUUAUCUUUAUCAGCGCCGCGGGGGUCAGUGAGUGGUCCAGAGCCGCCGCCCCCCCCUCCCCAUCAGUCCAGCGUGUAUGUGGGUACACAGUGUUCGCCCGCGCCUCUCUGAUGUAAAACAACUGCGCAAGAGCCGGAGAGCAGGAGGGAGGUGGAGGUGGAGGUGGUGGGCUGGGGGGGCAGGAGAGCCGAAAGGGGGAACUUGAGUGUCGUACCGCCGUUGCACCACGUUCAUCCUCGCGGGUCCAUCAGUCGGCGGACCCGCCACAUCCCUCCGCUCGCUGCGCUCAGCCAAGACGCCCGGGCGACUCCUUCUGUUGUGGUGUCCGUCCUCCUUCCUUCGUCUUCGGCUUGCUCUUCUUCGUCUUCGCCGCUUGGGUGAGUCCGUCCUCAUCAGCCUGCGUGGGAAUCACUGCUGUCGGUCUUACCAGCGCUGUUGUUUGUCGCCGAGCCCGCUCGGAUCUUCGGAGUGGAGCUUCAAUAACAACUGAUGUAAUUCGAGACUGAGCGCUCGGGCCUUCGGGGGUCAAGGAUAUAAUGAGAGAAGACAGCACGGAAUUGAAGACAUUUUCAAACUUCAGUGUUGAACAUCUCUUUAGUAAGCAUUCCUCUGAACACCUGGCACUAUCAUCAUAAACCCCUAAUAGAAAAGGAGUUGCCUUAGACUCCCUAUCUGACUCUGCAGUGAAAGCCCAAAUGGAUAAGAAAAGGAAGACCGAUUCACCGACACCAACACCAGAGAGAGGAGGAGAGCAUGAAAGGAAAAAAAUGAGGGCCAAGGCAGAAGAAGCCUCCUCUAUAGAACCCGAAGGCCAAGAUAAAGCACUGCAAGAUCUCACAGGUAAAGAGCAUGACAGUUCAGAAGCUAAUGUGAAAGUCAAGAUGGGACUUGGCGCAAAACGAACCAAGAAACCUCCAAAGAGCCUUGAGAACUUUAUCUGCCGCCCCACUAUUCGUGUAUCUCAAAGGCCUGCACCUGCAGUAGGGGAUGGUGCAAGGGCUAAAAGCAAGAGUUCUAAUCAACUGCAUCAACCUGUCCAGAAGAAAUGCAACGGCAACUCCCGAGCAUCAAAGACAAGUUCGUCUACAAGUACAGAUCAGAAUCAAUCAACGCAGUCUCUCUCAGCUCUCACGACUUCUAAAAAGGGGUCUCCAGCCUCAGAUUCUCCAAAUACUACAGCAGCUAAAAAGAUUGUCCCAAAACAGACUAGACAGAAGACAGAUUUGCAGCAAGAACUAACACUAGAGGAACCUCCCAAUGAAGCUCAACCACAGUCAUCAAGCCAACUGUCCAUUGGUCACAGGAUAACUCCAACUACUCCCACAAAGCAGACAUCCUCCCACAUGCCUGCUGCUUCUUCUCCAACCCCAAUGCAACAAGACUCCAGUCCACAAGAGGGCAUCAGAUUUCUUAAUGAGAACGUGAUGGAGCAUGGUCAAGCCCUUCCAGACUCCAGUCGUGGAAGUCCAAAUGGAACCAAGGGAAGAUCAUCAUACAAAAAACACUCAGUGCCCCCUGAACAAACAUCCAGUUUUCCAAAGAAAGAUUCAAAACACACUGAAAAUGAUUCAGAAACAUUUUGGAGUGUGAAUGUGAACAGAAAGGAAAGUAAAGGUUGUGGGGAAGAUUCAGGUUCUGACAACAGCGAUUCGAGACCAGUAACUGGUGAAAGGAACCCACAUCAAAAUGACUCUAUGCAAAAGCCAAGUCCUUGUGCAAAUGACCAGGCACAAAAUGUCCCUUCCGUCCAAAUAGCUGGUUUCUCGUCCUUGAAUAAGCUUCCUGACAACACAUCAGACACAUCAGAGAGCAGUAGAGGGAGCAAGGGACAGAAUGAAAAUGAAGACCUAAAUAGGACUUUGGAAAUGACAGUGAAAUCAUCCAAAGCAAUUCCUGUUCUUGAGCAACAAAAUGUUGUCAGCACAGAAGGAUCCCCUGACAGUGAACAUGGAAAGAGAAAUAAGCGUUGUCCAAAUCAAGAGCAAAUGAAAUCACAUUGUUCGUCAGAUAUUAACAGCUCUGUAGAUUCUAUAUUAAAGCCUCAAGCACUUUCUAUUCCAGCUAAACCCUCAAUAAAUGUCUCUCCUUCACACAUUAAGAAAGACAAAAAAUCCUCAAAGAAACAAAAAUCUAGACACCUUCAUUAUAAUAAGACUGCAAAGAUGAGUGAUGACAACCAUGGUCCUGUUGCUUGUACAACAGAACUACAGCGUAGUUCAGAAAAUGAUACUCCAAAGGCACUAUCCUCACUUCAGGGUGAACAAAAGACAGUUGAACAACCUCCAAGCUCAGAACAAUCUGAAAAUACAACUCACUCAGAAAUCCAAUCUCCUAAAAUACCCCAGGCUAGAAAAAGGGGUCGUCCCAAAGCAAAGAAGUUGGAAGUACCUUUACAGGGGAACAACUUGCAGCCAUUAUUCAGUAAUUCUCUAAACAUUCAAGGCCUAGAUCCAGUUCUUGUCCAACAGCCAAGGUCUACUCCAGUUAGAAAACGAGGACGUCCUAGACGAUCCUUCUCUAUCGAAGUUCAGUCAACUCAGCUGGCGAAAAUCUCUAAGAGACAAGACGCAGGAGAUCAGCAUGUGACCUUUGAAGACAAAGUGAAAGAGUCUCAACAAAAGUGCAACAGAAGCAGUAGAGUAAUAAUGAAGACAAUCAUUCGAAAAAUAAAUAAGAUGAAAGUGAAGAGGAGAGAUCAAGUUCUCACGCAAAUUCUGCUGGGACAGAAGCAGCGCAACGGUACAGAAUUUCCUCAGGAAGGCAGUGGAGUGGAGAUGUGCAGUCCACCUCCCCCUGCCACACACUCCUUAUCUUCCCUUGUAACAUCUUUUGGAGGCAAACUUGGUCCCCAAAUUAACGUCAGCAAAAGAGGAACCAUUUACAUGGGAAAGAGGAGAGGCCGCAAACCAAAAUGUGAAAGAAACCCCACACAGAUUCCCUCCCCAAAUUCUCAACAGAUGUCUGCAGACACUGCACAAUUUAACUCAUCCAUCAUGCACCAGUCAUUGGAUUCCCAAACUAGUCCUAGUAGCCUAAAAAAGAAUGCAUCAGCGUCACCUGGCCGGAGUUCCCAGAUGAGCAUUAACACCCAGAAAGUCAAGGCAACUUCUUUUAUGCAACUCAGUGAACUACAAAAUUCCAAGGUUCGUUCUGAAACAACGUUCACUUCCAACAUUGGUGUGGGAGUUAAUGAUAACAGCAUGUUAGAUAGAGCUGAUAGGGAAACAAAUGGUAAGUUGGCUGCAAGUACUGGAUUUGCAUCAACAUUGGCCACGGGAUCUGUAUUCACGAUGUCUGGUCUUCAAGGGAAUAAUUCUGUUAAAGGGAAAGCAAAGGCUUUUUCUUCCUUUCCUUCAGACCACCUCUCCUCUGCCCAUUUGCCUUUAGGCUCUGGUCGGACCCAAGAUUCCAAUGGGACACAUAUUGCCAAUCCUCUGUUGUCUUUCGCAAACCAAGAGCCGCACAAGUUUAAGUGCCAUAGAAGGGGGCAUCACUGCCUAAGUCGUGACAAGUUUAGAAGGCAUAAGUAUAAAUGCAAGAAGAAGUAUAUGCAACUCAGGGCCAAAAGGCAAGACCCAGAAUUUCUUGCUGAGGUUGAAGACUUAGUUGUCAGACUUAGGGAAAUCCAUAUUGUGCAUCACAUGACUCGAACAAGGCUUGAAGAUGAUGGUACCAGUGUUGGAAGAAAGAGCGUCAAAUGCAAAAGCCAAUCUCAUGAUCUCAAGUGCCUACAAGAAGACGUACACACCCCGGCCAUGUUUCAGAUCAACUUCAGUGGAUACUACUCACCACAUUCUGCCUUAUCCUGUGACCCCCUUCAUUAUGUUAGAAUGGCAAACAUGAGGAGGAAGCACAGCUGCUCUUCUGAGCCAAAUGAACAAAUUGUUACACACUUCCCUGUGAUGCACAAGGUUGGGUACCCAGUCUCAAGUGGUGGGUAUUUCCACCCAUCCUACAAAGUACCAUUCACAACCACCUCACUUGGUUUUGGACUCUAUCGAGGAUACCCAUCUACUGCACCAUUAUAUCCAUCCUCUUUUCCAUCGUCAUAUGUGCACCACUACUCUAAAAACCCCAUUAUAAGCCCAUCUAAGUUCCACAAGAAGAAGACCAAGGUCCCAAAGCAAGAUUCUGGGGGACUUUGGGGAGGAAAGUCGCCUGGGACAUAUCCCAGGAUGACCUCUAACUUUUCCUGUGACUGCUUCAAUCGACAGUGUUGGCAAAGGGAGAAACAGAGAGAGAAGAGCAGAGAAGGAAGGGAUGAACAUGGCCGAAUGAGAGAAAGAGAGCAGGAUAUUGAGUGGCUUCUUUGGCAAAAUAAGCUCUCAAAAGACAAUGAAAAUUCAAGGGGCCACCCUUCAUCCUUCUCAGUGUUCUCAAAUACACAAAAUAAAGACAGGACUUUUCCAAACUUGGGAGAAGUAAGGUGGUCAGAGCAUCAGCCACCUUGGCAAUGUAUGAGGGGUUUUGAUUCGAAGCUUGGCAACAGAAAUCUAAACAAAGAAUUCAAUCCGAGGGACCAUGAGGACACUGUGGAAGGUGAGGUGGAACUGACAACGUCUCAGCAGUCAAGUAGUAGGAGAGCGCACUCUUUUCUGAAACAGCCUAAACUUCUCACCAAUACACAAAGUAGAAGGAUCAGGAAGGGAAGUGGAGUGACCAGUGCCUCAGCAGGAUUGAUGGAACAAGACGGGACAUUGGUGCAGGAUUUCUCCUCUUUAGGAGACAAAAGAGCAGGUUAUGUCCAGGCUGGUAGUCUACACUUUCCUGGAAAGCAUCUGUGCAGUAACUCUCCAUCUGCCAGAGAACCAGAGAACAUCCACAGAGACCCAAAGGGACAUAAAGCCAGGAGGAGGCCUGUAAUUCAGGAUGAGUGUGAUCAGGCAUGCGACCGAACAACAGCUCCUUUUAUGCGAGAACAAUUCAAGCUUCAUUCUAAACAGCCCAGAAACGCAGCAUCUACAAGAGCUCAGCCAGCACAGAAUUUCAGAUCAUUUAACAACCCUCGGGGGCUGGAGAUCACAGCUGGAAAUGAGGUGAAGAAAAGAGGACCAGGACGGCCGAGGAAGAACCCACCACCUUCACCAUACAAAACAGGCUCCUCUCCUCCGUCUUUACCCUCUGCACCACGGUCACCUCCGUCGCUCCCUGAGGAGAAGAAGAAUUCGGAAAAAGGAGAAAUCAGCAAUCGACAGGAUGACACGGUGUUAGAAGUGAUCGAGGCUGUGAUUCAUGGAGAGCAGAGAAAAAGAGGAAGAAAGAGAAAAAAUGCUGAAGGAGAAAAAGACGAGGGUCAGAAACGAGGGAACGAAGAGGAAGAAGUCACCGAGACUCCCUCAGACCUCCUCUCUUCCUCCACACCCAUCGCGCCAUCACCUGAGCAGUCUGUGGCUGAGGAUGCAGAUGAAGAUGCAGACAGCCAAUCAGAGCAGAUUUCUGCCUCACUUCCCAAAAAGAAGUAUUUGUGGGCGGGGCUUUACUCAGACGUCUAUAAAAGUGAAGAGGUUCAGGAGCCGGAGGAGCCGAUGGAGCCGAGCUCUGACUGUCUGGAUUAUAAUCCGGAGGAGCAUGAACACGGCCUCCUGCCUGCACCUGCACACGUGGGAAAAUACCUGAGGUUGAAGCGGAUCGACUUUCAGCUGCCCUACGAUGUCCACUGGCUCUGUGUGCGCAAGAAGUUGUUUGAAAUGCCUGACAGCCCAUCAUCAAAAGCAAGUGGCAGUUCCUGUAGAGUCCCUGGCGAGAGGACCCCUCAGCGCUGUGAUGACGACUUUCCCGACAGCAGGUCCAUAGACAGCGAUGACCAGACAGAUGUUCUAGAGCUGCUGCAGGAGGAGAUCCAGCCGAGCCAUCAGCUUCUCCAGCAUCAGGAGGGAAGCCAUGACGAUGAGAAUUUCCCCUCGCCGCUGUCCAGCGAGGAGAGGACUUUUGUGAUUAAACAUGGCGUCUUCCUGGUGCGAAACUACGAGAAGAUGAGGGCGAGGCAGGCUCUGCUGCUGCUGAGAGAGGAAGUGAGAGAGCAAGAGAAGGAGGAGAAAGGCAGUGGCCAGAGCGAGGAUGGAGGGGAUGGAGAAGAGACCUCCGUCCAGCCAGGUCCAGGAGUGUGCCUGAGUGAGCAGAGGAGUGAAGAAUGCCCUGAAAAAGAGGAGCAGCACGGACCCCAGAGCAGAGACCUCUCCGACACACUGCAGAAGAUCUGGGACAGCAUCGUUAGCUGCAAAGGAUCAUCUGGACAAACGCUCACGGCUCCUCUGCUGAACCUGUGCUCCAGAAAGAGGUCAGACUCUGCUCUUCUGGACCUCAGCAUGGUUCAGAAGCAGCUCCGCUCAGGCCACUACGACAGUCUGGAAGCUUUUCACACAGACAUGCUCAGAGUUUUCCACUGCGCAGAGAAGUACUACGGCUGCGAGUCCUCGGUGGGCCGCGACGUGAGCCAGCUGAGGGUUUUAUACCACAAAGCUCACCAGGAAGCUUCCGCCCAGGUCAGCGACGUCCUGUAAGGGAUAUGAAGCCCCGCCCACGUCCCAGGGCAGGGUGUGGUUGUGACCAUGGUAACCGUCCCACAGGCAUGAUGGGCAGGACAAUGCCCCUCCCAGACCAAAGACCUCACAUGUGGUGCACCUUCGUAGGCAUUGCACAGAGCCCCCUGCUGGAUGGAAUGCUUGCUGGGAAACACAGAUAUCUAUGCUGACUGAAAGCUCAUCCGUACUUCUUUGAGAAGAGUGGACGCCAAACAGAGGAGCAAAGAGCUGUUAAUGACAAAAAGACGGACUCUCGUUUCAUUUCUCUCUCUCUUUCAUAUGCACUUCACUCCAUCGUCACAAGAUGUAAUGAAAACACAGAUCAGCAUGGAACACAUGAUAGUCCUGUGAACUGUUACUUAGUGAGCUAAACUUACCAUGAAAAACAUCAACGAUAUAAAUAUAUUUUACAUAUGCAUAUACUAUUAUUUCUAAUUUGUCUUAUGUUGUAUACUGUAUUAUUUUUAAUUUGUCUUAUAUACUGUAUUAUUUCUAAUUUGGCCUAUAUUAUAUACUGUAUUAUUUCUAAUUUGGCCUAUAUUAUAUACUGUAUUAUUUCCAAUUUGUCCUGUAUUAUAUACUGUAUUAUUUUUAAUUUUGUCAUCUAUUAUGUACAUGCAUUAUUUGUAAUAUGUCUUGCCAAUGACUGCACAGUAGUAUCAAUAACAUAAUUUAAUGUGAGAUGUGCCUAGAAUAUGAAAGCAAUAAGCUACUGUGUUUCAUUAUCACUGUUGUGCUUUUUUAUCUCUCUGGACGUUUCCUCUUUAUAAAGGCUAUGAGAUAUUAAUAUGAGAUAUUAAUUUUAUUAGCUCGAACUUGUUAACAUGAAGUGCGCCUUUGGCUAGUCUACAGUGGAGCUAAUCGAGACCUUUUUGUUGAACGUUGUAAUGUUUUUAGCAUUAGCGCCGCAAUAAAUGGCCCGUUUAUUUCUGC
Messenger RNA from Pygocentrus nattereri (red-bellied piranha), 7662 nucleotides. Its product is annotated as histone-lysine N-methyltransferase ASH1L. Bases 904 to 6708 code for a protein of 1934 amino acids. The transcript has 17 exons. Lineage: Eukaryota; Metazoa; Chordata; Actinopteri; Characiformes; Serrasalmidae. Gene Ontology annotation, molecular function: DNA binding; protein binding. The record is from RefSeq and is a predicted model, not a curated record.